CUCGGCUCGGGCUCGCCUCGCCAUUCCAGUCCUCCUCAGCCGAGGGGCCCUCUGCCCGGGGCCGCCGCGGCUUCCUCCAGCACUGGCCGCGCCAUUUGCUCCACAGCGUACCAUUCUCCCGGCGCUUCCCCUCAGCCGAGCUCUCUUAGGCCGGCAGCUCCUUGGCGGCUGCUGGCUCGGCCUGUCUCGGACGGUGUCCUCGUCAACCAUUAACACGCGACGAAGCAGCUCUGGGCCGAAGGCAAAAACCAGGGUUUCGCUCCCCACCCUGCCGUCGCCGGGUCGUCUUGGACAAACCACUUAAGAAUUCGGGUUCUCUCUUUGGCAAAAGGGCAAUAACCCAAAUCCUGUAGGUCCUCGAGAGCCUACCGAAUUUUACUCCUUUUGUCCUUAGUAUCGAGCUUUCCCUGUGCCUCGUUCACGUGGGCGAUCAUAAGUCUUUUCCUACAGGGCUGUGAGUACAAAAUGAAAUGCUACGAAGUCGAAUCCAUACUUUGCUUCCCAUUUUUUUCCCUUUAGGUCCUUCUUUUUUUAACCCCAAGCCCAAAGAAUAAUUAUUUUUCUUUUUUAACCCGAAGCCCAAAGAAUAAUUUAUGAAAUGUUUUAAGGGUUUGAUUACCAACCAACCAACCAGCUAUCCAAGCCCUCUGUACUCCCACCCCCAUCCCCCCACACAAAAUUGAAUCCAAAAGAACGAGUGAGACACCCAGCAGGAGUACACAGAUAAUGUGGGACAGAGCUGUUGAGGGGUGGGAGUCAGGGGUGGAGAUUACCUGUUAAAAAAGAGAAGGUGGAACAGAGAAGAUAGGUGUGUCUUUUCACGUGUGAAUGAUCAUUACAAAGUAUAGGACUGCAUACAAUAUUUUGGCUCAAUAGUGGCCAUAAGCACAGUAAUGCGAUAGCAAGGCUGGCUCCAGUCAUUGGAGUAGCGCCUAGCAACCAGUCACCCAGAGAAGAACAUGGUGACCUGCUCUUGAGAACAUUUGGCUUGCUAAGGCUCAUCUAGGAAUCUACACUGAAUGAGGAAAUUGAAGCAAUGGCAGCCAUUUAUGGGGAGGAAUGGUGUGUCAUUGAUGACUGUGCCAAAAUAUUUUGUAUUAGAAUUAGCGACGACAUAGAUGACCCCAAAUGGACACUUUGCUUGCAGGUGAUGCUGCCAGAUGAAUACCCAGGUACAGCUCCACCUAUCUAUCAGUUGAAUGCUCCUUGGCUUAAAGGGCAAGAACGUGCGGAUUUAUCAAAUAGCCUUGAAGAAAUAUAUAUACAGAAUAUCGGUGAAAGUAUUCUUUACCUGUGGGUGGAGAAAAUAAGAGAUGUUCUAAUACAAAAAUCUCAGAUGACAGAACCAGGCCCAGAUGUAAAGAAGAAAACUGAAGAGGAAGAUGUUGAAUGUGAAGAUGAUCUCAUUUUAGCAUGUCAGCCAGAAAGUUCGGUUAAAGCAUUGGAUUUUGAUAUCAGUGAAAAUCGGACAGAAGUAGAAGAAUUACCUCCGAUUGAUCAUGGCAUUCCUAUUACAGACCGAAGAAGUACUUUUCAGGCACACUUGGCUCCAGUAGUUUGUCCCAAACAGGUGAAAAUGGUUCUUUCCAAAUUGUAUGAGAAUAAGAAAAUAGCUAGUGCCACCCACAACAUCUAUGCCUACAGAAUAUAUUGUGAGGAUAAACAGACCUUCUUACAGGAUUGUGAGGAUGAUGGGGAAACAGCAGCUGGCGGGCGUCUUCUUCAUCUCAUGGAGAUUUUGAAUGUGAAGAAUGUCAUGGUGGUAGUAUCACGCUGGUAUGGAGGGAUUCUGCUAGGACCAGAUCGCUUUAAACAUAUCAACAACUGUGCCAGAAACAUACUAGUGGAAAAGAACUACACAAAUUCACCUGAGGAGUCAUCUAAGUCUUUGGGAAAGAACAAAAAAGUAAGAAAAGACAAGAAGAGGAAUGAUCAUUAAUACCUGAAACUAUAGGAAAGGUUAAUUUGCCUAUAAUUAUAUAUACAUUCCAUAGUCAUCAUGGAAUAUAUUGUGCAGAGAGAGUAUCCUUGACUGCUCAAGUCAGCCAGUUCAGCAUGGAUACCAACAUUAUCUUUUCUUCUUUGGUUAUAUCAUCUGCCAAAAAUAGAGAACUUAUGAUCUAUUCAUGUGUGUUUCAGGCUUAUUUGGGAGAACUAAUUUGAACUUAAUCACCACUUCAUCUAAUUUUAGGAAGGUAACAGUUGCCCAGGGCAGUACCUGAAUUAACUGUCCAUUUCAGUACAUGUCAAGUGCCUUUGUUAGGUGGAGAAGUAAUGUCUCUAGAGGAAUAUAAAUACCUGAUUUCUUGUCAUUGAGAUUCUUAUACUGUUAAAUGAAUAUUGCCUUUUUACUGCUCUUUAUGGCUUGUUGGAAUAGGAGUUCAUUUAAGAUUGAUCGUGGAGAGUUUCUUCUUGUGAUUUCUUCAUGUCAUCUUCCAUUUUAUAGUGUUCAUCAUUGAGUAAUGGAUUAAGUGAAAAUCCAGGAGUAUCCAUCUGUAGUUAUGUGCUGAGGUGAUAAUUCAUCCAGCUUAUUUGUUAGCAUAAAUAUUAUGCCUCAAUUUCUGUUGCAAAUUGGUGAUUGUGAAAUUUCAAAAAGUGAUUUUCUAGUCUCUGCUUUUUUUGUUUAAUUCUUGUAAGCAAUAAAUAUAGAGCGUCAGUAGUCUCCUUCCACCGCAGAAAUGUGUUGCUGUAACAUUCUGCUUUCUUUUAACAACCGGGAAGUACCUUUCUUGUGAUCUUCAUUGAGGAAUUAGAACUAUGAUAGAAGCGAUGCUGUGGUGAAUGGGACAUUGAUAGAAUGAGAUAGAGGUGGCAGAAUGACCCUGGUGUAGGGCAGGAGUAUGUUGUGUAGUUACAUCAAUUUGAUGCAUGCACUCCAGAUAGCUUUCUCACUUCCAAGAUUUUGCGGAGAGAAGGAGCAAACCUUUUGAUUGGAAAAACAGAAACAACCCUUCCCCUCCCCAUUUUUUUUCCCUCUAUUCUUAUCAAACCUUUAUGUUUCUUUCAUCUUCAAGUUACCUCUGGGCAUUUAGACAAUGAAUUUAACUUUGAGAUAUAACAGUAAGUUAUUAACUGCUCACUUUCAAAUAUAAUUGCAAACAAUUAUUAAAAUUUAUUAACUGAUCACAGAUUUGCCUGGACUUCCCUUCCCAGGGAGGGACCAGAAAUUAGGAGGCAACUUUGGGAUGGUGCUAGAGCAUUGAAGACACAGAGAAUUGGACAAACAGGUCUUUUUCUCUUUUCUCUGAUCUUUUACUUUUAAAACAUCCAACAUCCUUACUGUUGGUAUUUUUAGUAAGGUUAUAGUAAAUAGCUUUACACCAGGAUGGAUUCUGAAAUGCAAACUCUAAAUUAUUUGUUAUAACUAUAUUUAAUGAUAUAUGUUAUCAGGAGUCUGAGCAGAGAAUGACCUUUGUGUAUUUGGAACACUUAAACCUCAGGUUCUAUGAAAAGUAUGUUCUGUGUUUUAACUGUUAAAAUAAUUUAAAAAGUCAGUUAUUUUACAUAAUUAAAGAAGUUAAAAACUAUUAAUUAACAUUAAACAAUUUCAGAAUUUUGGCAUGUCAGACCUGUGAAGGGAGAUAGGAAACAAUGAGAAACUUAUUUUUGCUCCUUUUUACAAAAUUAUUAACUAUUAUUUUACUGACUAAAAAACUCUCAUAUUCCUUACCUAAAGUCAAUUGGCCAGUAACAGGGAGAGAUGCAAAAUUCUCCGGUUCUGAACUUGGAGCUAUUUCACACUCUACCCUUAAUGGAAACUUGAACUAAUGAUAGAUAGUAUUUUUUUCCUCUAUUUAAAAUUUGUCUUGAUUAGGGGAUUUUUCAGUUUUCCACAUAAUAAUUUUGUAAAAUCAGAUCUAUGCUGUGGCAUAUUUUACUUUAUUUAAAACCUUUUUUUUAGAGAUGAGUUCUUGCUCUGUCACCUAAGCUGGAGUGCAGUGGCAUGAUCAUGGCUCACUGCAGCCUUGACCUCCCACCCUGCCAAGUAGCUGGGACUGCAGGCAUAUGCUACCACACCUGGCUAAUUUUUUAAAUUUUUUGUAGAGUUGCAGUCUUACUGUGUUGCUGAGGCUUGUCUUGAAUUCCUGGUCUCAAGCAAUCUCCCUGCCAAUGUGUUGGGAUUACAGGUGUGAACCACCAUGCCUGGCCUGCUUUGAUAUAUUUUAUAGUACAUUAAUUACAAAUAGUCUCCAUAUGCCAGUGUAUAAGAGCAAGUAUUAUCCACUUUUUAGAUGGGAAUUGCAGAAGCUGCAUCAAAAGCAUGCUUUGCGGUACAUAUAAUGAAACUGCCUUUCUGAAGAGAAUUAUAUCAAACUAAUUACAACCAAGAAAUAAUAGUAUGAAGCAGAUACAGUUUGGAGGACAGGAAAAUUUAUUGGGAAAACUGCAUAAUCACCUCUGUUUCUACUAUCCAGAGAUGGCCAUCAUUAUUUAAUAUUUUAUAUGUACAUCCUUAUAUUAUUUUUUCUUAUGCAUGGUUUUGUAUAUAUGGCUAUUUUUCUUUCCAUAAAAAUGGUAUUAAACUGUAUAUACUGUUUUGUAGCCUACAUAUUUCAUAUAGAAGUAAAUUGUUAACAUUUUCCAUGUCAAUAAAUAUUCUUCUAUGUCUUAAAUUU
Messenger RNA from Sapajus apella (tufted capuchin), 4616 nucleotides. RefSeq names its product impact RWD domain protein (gene IMPACT). The coding region runs from base 1037 to 1939 and encodes 300 amino acids. Gene Ontology annotation, molecular function: protein binding. Gene Ontology annotation, cellular component: cytoplasm. Lineage: Eukaryota; Metazoa; Chordata; Mammalia; Primates; Cebidae. The record is from RefSeq and is a predicted model, not a curated record. The transcript has 11 exons. Gene Ontology annotation, biological process: regulation of translational initiation.